Molecule: messenger RNA, 351 nt
Organism: Sphaerulina musiva SO2202
Lineage: Eukaryota; Fungi; Ascomycota; Dothideomycetes; Mycosphaerellales; Mycosphaerellaceae
Exons: 1
Coding region: 1-351 (116 amino acids)
Source: RefSeq, a predicted model, not a curated record
AUGAGCGCUGCCCAUUUCGAGAAUUCUCGAACCGUUUGGAAUAUGCUCUGGCAGAUUGAAGUAGGCAUACUGCCUCGCAUGGGUCAGGAUAGCACUGUUCUCUCGCAGGACCUCUGGCCGAGAGACCCUGAUUGCGAGGCCACAUUUGCCGGUUGUGAAGACACGCAGAUAGAGUCCACGGGACACAUUCGGCAGCACCAGCACCAGCUCCUCGAUCAUCAGGCAAGCCAGGCAUGGGCUGCCCGUGGAGCUACGCAAAGUGCUCGGGAAGCAUGGCCGAGGGAUCUGGCGUCUGUAUUACUAGUACGACUGGAAAAUGAUGAGAUCGAUGGAUCCGACGACGGUUCAUGA